Molecule: messenger RNA, 2111 nt
Organism: Arabidopsis thaliana (thale cress)
Lineage: Eukaryota; Viridiplantae; Streptophyta; Magnoliopsida; Brassicales; Brassicaceae
Product: Cysteine/Histidine-rich C1 domain family protein
Exons: 1
Coding region: 99-1823 (574 amino acids)
Source: RefSeq, marked reviewed
UAGCAAGGAAGUAUAUCACCCACCCACACAUGACAAAAAAGUACAAACUUGUGCCUUCUCUCUGAUAUUCAAUCUUUCGACUUCUUCACCCAUCAAAAAUGGAGCCGAUCACGGACCAACCAAUGGACCAACCAAAGCAAAAAGUGAAGAUUCCCUGCAAUCAUAUGUUACUCUACAUACAUUUGACGCAAUCAUAUAGUUAUUGUGCAGUAUGCAAUGGAGAUUAUGGCUUAUGCUAUUACUGCUCAAGAUGCAACUUUCAAGCGCAUUCAGAAUGCAUCGAGUGGCCAGACACCAUCGACCACCCGAGUCAUUCCAGACAUCCUCUCAAGAAAGUCUCCCCCGGGACAAUUGACUAUACAGAUGGCAAAUGCCAUUUUUGUAGAGAAGAACUUGUUGAUCCCAUGUAUCAUUGUUCUUUAUGUAACUUCAGCAUAGACGUGAAUUGUUGGAGGCAUCCGCCACAACGUACUAUAUAUCAACCAAAGAGCCACGAGCAUACAUUCACCCUCAUGCCGAGAAAGAUCACAUUCACUUGUAACGCAUGCGGGAUGCUUGGUGACUGCAAUCCUUACUUUUGUUUUGAAUGUGGUUUCAUGCUGCACAAAGACUGCAUCGAUUUGCCCCGAGUGAUCAACAUCAACCGUCAUGACCACCGCAUUUCUCGCACUUAUCAUCUCGGCCACGGCGAUUGGGGUUCAUGUGGUGUUUGUCGUAAAGAAAUAGAUUGGAGUCUUGGAGCUUACUCUUGCAAGCGUUGUCCUAAUUAUGCUGUUCAUUCAAAGUGUGCCAUAAGGGAAGAUGUGUGGAAUGGAGAAGAACUAGAAGAUGUGCCUGAAGAAGAAGAAGAAAUCGAAGAUCCAUACAAGGUAGUAAAUGAUAAGGAAAUCAUUCAUUUUUGUCAUGAAGAACAUAAUCUAAGACUUGGUGGUGAUGAUGAUGUUACCGGUUAUGAAAAGAUGCUGUGCGACGCUUGCAUCACUCCCAUCAGUUCUGAUCCAUUCUUCAAAUGUGUGCAAUGCGAGUUCUUCCUUCAUAAAGUAUGUGCUAGUCUUCCACGGAGGAAACGAAAUAUCAUGCACACCGAGAAGCUUGAUCUACAAGUUACGAAGGCUGGCGAGUAUAAUAAGUGUAUAUCUUGUAGAAAAAUAUUUGAUGGCUUCCGGUACUGUUCAAGGUUUGAAAAGUUUGAUGUGCGGUGCGGCUCCAUUUCCGAGCCUUUUCACCAUGAACUGCAUCCCCAUCCCUUAUACCACAUUUUGUCAGCAGCCGAAAAACUUAAGCUUUGUGGAGCCUGUGGUAAAUAUUUACACUAUGUCUUAAGUUGUACUGUUUGUGAGUUUAAUUUAGGCAUGGAUUGUGCCACUUUACCAAGAAAAGUGAGACACAUAUGCGACGCUCAUGAUUUAUCGCUGCAUCAUGUCCCUGGGAAUUCAAAAGGUCAACAACUAUGGUGUGAUAGUUGUGAGGGAAAGCUAGAUCCGAGCGUAUGGUUUUAUGGAUGUGAUGAUUGUGGGUCAACUCUACAUAUCAAAUGUGUACUUGGAGACUUUAAUCACUUAAAGCCAGGGAAAAAAUACGGGGAAGCUGAACUAGUCGUCAACGAUGGUAUGACUAGACCUUUUUGCAUAUCGUGUAAAAAACGUUGCAGCUUCCCUUCCUUCCUUAAGGCUACUUGUCCAAAUACUUUGUGUGAACAACGUUGGGGGUUCCCUUCCUUCCUUAAGGCUGCUUCUCCAGAUUCAUUUGUUCUGUUCGCUUGUUCAAUGGACUGUGCAUACGAUAAAUACUUCAUGUUGUGGUUUUAUGAAGUUGAUUAUUAAACCUUGAGUAUGUCUUAAAGGCCACCGCAAGGCAUCUAUUUUCGAAAGCGGAAAGCUAUAAUGAUGUAAUUUCCUUCAUAUCUUCUUUUAUCUUUAUCCCCUUCUUCUUUUUUUACCUUAAUAGUUUCAUGUGUUUUCAAUUCUUCUAGAUUUUGAUUAAUUUGUAUUCCAAUCCUAUUUGGAACUUGUUUCGGUUGUUUUGGAAUUGGAUCAUUUUCUCAACUUUUUAAUUGUCUACUAAUAAUAUUACAUAUAUGGUUUAAGUAAAAAUAAGAGGUCUGCAUAAAG